This is a messenger RNA of Metarhizium acridum CQMa 102, 1584 nucleotides long. The record is from RefSeq and is a predicted model, not a curated record. Lineage: Eukaryota; Fungi; Ascomycota; Sordariomycetes; Hypocreales; Clavicipitaceae.
AUGCAUCUAGAACAUUCCACCGCACUUUUUGCCAUUGCGGCGGUUGGCAUUCAUUCGACGCAUGCUCAUGUUGCGAGAUCUGCUCCCAAGGAUGCGACUUGCAGAAAAACCAGCGUUGCCAUUUUGGGCGGCGGCAUGGCGGGCAUAACCGCAGCACAAGCACUCUCAAAUAACUCCAUCACCGACUUCGUCAUCAUAGAGUACAAUGACCGAGUCGGCGGCCGUGCUACACAGACGAACUUUGGCAAAAAAGAAGAUGGCUCACCUUAUGUGGUUGAGCUGGGACCAAACUGGAUUCAGGGCCUCGGCAGUCCAGGUGGCCCAGCUAACGCCCAGCCCCAGGCUAAAAAGUACAACCUGAAGAACACCUUCUCCAACUAUAGCUCCAUCUUGACCUACGACGAAACCGGCUACACUGACUACAGCGACAUACUUGACGAAUAUGAUGAAGCAUGGACCAGAGCAUCCGUCAGGGCCGGCCGUAUGCUCGCAGAGAACGCCCAAGACGAAAACUCCCGCGCUGGUCUUGCCAUGGCCGGAUGGAACCCGAAGCACACCGAUAUGAAGCGCCAGGCGGUUGAGUGGUGGAACUGGGACUGGGACGCCGCACUGACCCCGGAAGAGUCGUCUCUGAUAUUCGGUGCCGCCAGUGACAACCUCACUUUCCACCAGUUCAGCGACCACAACAACCUCGUUAUCGACCCCCGGGGCUACAGGCACAUUAUUGAAGAAGAGUCGAACACGUUUCUCAAGAAGACCGACAACCGGCUGCUUCUCAAGACCCAAAUCACAAACGUCACCUACUCGGACGACGGCGUCACCAUUCACAACAGCGACGGCUCGUGCAUCUCGGCCGCCUACGCCAUCUGCACGUUCUCCCUCGGCGUUCUCCAAAACAAUGCCGUGGCCUUUGAGCCCCGGCUCCCCGAGUGGAAGCGGGUGGCCAUUCAAAAGUUCAGCAUGGGCACCUACACCAAGAUCUUCAUGCAGUUCAACGAGACCUUCUGGCCCGCAGACGCGCAGUACUUCCUCUACGCGUCUCCCACGACGCGCGGGUACUACCCCGUGUGGCAGUCCCUCUCGACCGAGGGCUUCAUGCCCGGCUCCAACAUCAUCUUUGCCACCGUCACCGAGGAAGGCUCCUACAGAGCGGAGCAGCAGACAGACGAGCAGACCAAGGCCGAGGCGCUCGGGGUCCUGCGGCAAAUGUUCCCCAACGUCACGGUCCCCGAGCCGCUGGCCUUUAUGUAUCCUCGCUGGACCAAGACGCCGUGGUGCUUCGGCAGCUACUCCAACUGGCCCAUCGGCACCACUCUCGAGAUGCACCAGAACCUGCGGGCAAACACGGGCCGGCUGUGGUUCGCGGGCGAGGCCACCAGCGCCGAGUACUUUGGGUUCCUACACGGCGCCUGGUUCGAGGGGAUGGAGGCUGGAUCCCAGGUUGCCGCCUUGUUGAAGGGCGAGUGUGCCCACGUAUUCAACGGCGCCGAGUGUGGCGGCAGGCUUCAUUAUAAGACGCUUCGCGGAACCUCGCCCCUGGAGAACUACAACCUUCUCAAUGGCUGGGCGGCCAGCAGCUUUUAG